Molecule: messenger RNA, 960 nt
Organism: Nanorana parkeri
Lineage: Eukaryota; Metazoa; Chordata; Amphibia; Anura; Dicroglossidae
Product: olfactory receptor 10AG1-like
Exons: 1
Coding region: 1-960 (319 amino acids)
Biological process (GO): G protein-coupled receptor signaling pathway
Cellular component (GO): membrane
Molecular function (GO): G protein-coupled receptor activity; olfactory receptor activity
Source: RefSeq, a predicted model, not a curated record
AUGAAACAUGAGUUCCACAUAACGGCCUUUCCUAAGCUUGAGUAUUUAUGGUACAUCCUGUUUGUUGGAGUGUUGCUGUUUUUUUUAAUGGCAAUAUGUGGAAAUCUUCUAAUCAUUGUUCUUAUAUGUCUUGUUCCUCAUCUUCACACUCCCAUGUACUUUUUUCUGUGCAAUCUCGCAGCCCAGGAUGUUAUCUAUGUGUCUGCCAUCUUGCCAAAGCUAAUGUCAAUUAUAUUAACAGGUGACCACAAUAUUUCUUUUGUAGGCUGUUUCACACAAAUGUGUAUGUUCAUUUUAUGCAUAGGCACAGACAUUUUUCUUCUUACAUCCAUGGCUUAUGAUCGUUAUGUUGCCAUAUGUAUUCCUCUCCAGUAUUCUAUUAUUAUGCACUUCAAGAAAUGUUGCCUGAUGGCUUUGGUUUGCUGGGUUGUUGGUGCCCUAAAUGCAGCACUGUAUGCCUUGCUGAUGUCACAGGUAGCGUUCUGCCAUAUUAAAGCCAUCAAUCAUUUCUUUUGUGAUAUAAGGGCCAUUCUCAAGUUGUCCACUGGUGAUAUAACACACAUGAAGAUAAUAAUAUUUUUUGAAAGCGUGGUCCUUGGUUGUAUCCCUUUCGCACUCAUAUUAAUAUCCUACUUGCAUAUUAUAUUUGCAAUACAGAAGAUCAAAUCAACAACAGGUAGACUGAAGACCUUCUCCGGGUGCGCUUCACAUAUUAUCACUGUGAUCCUUUUCUGUGGAGCAUCUCUCAGCCAGUACAUAAACCCAGACACCGAGUUUAAGGAACAGGACAAGUCGCUGUCUUUGCUCUAUGUUGCUGUAGUCCCCAUGUUAAACCCCUUGGUUUACAGUUUGAGAAACAAAGAUGUUUUGCAAGCCAUGAAAAAACUGAGAGACUUUAGAUGGCAAUGUGCUUCAAAUGCAUUUUUAUAUUAUAUACAUUUUUCUAUAUCCACAAACUAA